Molecule: messenger RNA, 2365 nt
Organism: Linum tenue
Lineage: Eukaryota; Viridiplantae; Streptophyta; Magnoliopsida; Malpighiales; Linaceae
Source: the annotation of a GenBank genome assembly
AUGGAAAGAAACGAGCAGCAGGAAUCGAAUUCCAGGAGCCGAUGCGAUGAUGACACAAACAAAAGCAUUCGGAUAGCACAAUUCUACAGGAAGGCCGAAAAGGCGAAAACCCAGCAACAGGAGCGAAAUGGGCGAAUCUAUGCCCAGAUGACCACACUGCGCAAUUGUGGCACUAUACAACUGCCGCGCCAAGCAUUUCCUCCGCGUCACUCCAUUACCCUUCUUCGGCACUUGACACUCCCCGUCGCCGGAAGCUUCACGCCACGUCUGGUAUCUGUUCGCCGCCGAUCGGGUCGCCGACCGAUUCUCUUCGUCGAAACGGACGUGCCGGAGUCGGUAUCCAUGACGGACUCCAAUUCCAUUCCCAGCUCUGCUCAUCCGGCUUAUACGGAGAUCGUCGUCGUUCGUCACGGCGAGACGGAGUGGAAUGCUGAUAAAAGGAUUCAGGGACAUGUCGAUGUUGACCUGAAUGAAGUUGGGAGACAACAAGCUGCUUUGGUGGCUGAUCGACUAUCCAAAGAGUCUAAGAUUUCUGCUGUAUAUUCUUCCGACUUGAAACGAGCUUUUGACACGGCGCAAGCAAUUGCUGAUAGAUGCGGCGGUAUUGAGGUUAUCAAGGAACCAGGGCUACGAGAAAGGCAUUUGGGGGAUCUACAGGGCCUUUCGUUAAGUGAAGCUGCCAAAGCUUCCCCAGAAGCAUACGACGCAUUUUUAUCCCACAAAACCAGCCAAGACAUCCCUGGCGGUGGCGAAAGUCUUGAUAAAUUAUAUGAGCGUUCGACAUCUUCAUUUCAAAGAAUUGCAGCAAAGCAUAGAGGUGAGCGAGUGGUUGUGGUGAGUCACGGAGGCACCAUCAGAUCCCUACACAAGCGAGCUUGCCCUAGCGAGAGGCCUGCAAAGAUACUCAAUACUUCUGUGCACAUCUUUCACAUAUCCGAUGUAGACGAGUGGACCAUAAAAUCUUGGGGUGAUGUUAGCCAUCUCAACCAAACAGGAUUCCUGGAGUCUGGUUUUGGUGGCGACAGAACCUCUGGUUAGCUGCACUUAGAACCAACCCUCUUCCUAGCAAAGAAGUAACUUGUCACUAUAGAGUCUUUUUUUUCUCUUCUCCUCUUCAUACUACAAUGGACAGCCACCCUCUGAUGUAAUGGAAGAGAUUUUACAGCUGUACCGGUACUUACUGUUGUUUGAUGGAAUAUAGCUGCCUGGCUGGUAUCUGUAGCUGCAAGUAAUAGCCUAUUUUAAGCGGUAUUAGCUCCUCAAAACCUUGCAGUUACAUAACUUACCUUGACCUACUAACUCGACCGGGUUAACGGGCCAAACCAGAUUCACAAUCACGGACACUACUAAUAGUUAGCAUUAGGGUAUUUUGUGCUAAAAUCAUAGUUGAAUACUCGUUAAAUCAUGCUUGAAAAUUUGCUCCAACCCAAGCCUUGAUGCAUCUUAAAAAAAAAAUAAAAAAAUUGUAAAACCAUAUCGACGGUUGUAUCGAAAGAGUUAGGAUUAUGCAUUUUGAGCUAAAUCGUAGUGCAACCGUCGUUAAAUAAUUUCAUACCAUUAAAAUCACCAACGAUUUAGAUUCUGUUAGGAUUUUUUCGAUUGGGCCGCCAGUACGGUAUAAUCGUAGUUCAACCGUGAUUAAUUACGACUUGACAUAUUGCUCCAAUCGAGCCUUAAAUUAGUUUUGGGAGAAGAAGGCUCUGUAUGACAUUGCAAUUGCCAAGGGUGGUUCAGACCAGAGAAAGCUGAAAGAGAGGCUGAUAAUGUUGCAGCAGAUAUUGAGAACAUCGCAAGAGCUAUCAAAGCCAAACUGCUAGAUUACUUGAAGGAGGAAGGGACAUAUACCCCAGAACAAGUCGGUGUGCUCCAUGCUCUAGGAGCAGUCAUAUACAACGAGGAUGACCAUGCAAGCAAGGACUAGAUUCCAGUUGGAUAUUGUUUUAGAUUGUCUUAAAUGGGACGAGAACAGGGUUGACACACAUGUUUUACAGAAAUAGAUAAGGUCCUUGGAGACCUCCGGUUUGAUACAACAUAUUCGGAUCUGAUUCCACAUAUUGGAAGGUAUAUAUAAUAUAAUUUCCCUUGCUAUGUGUUUGGUCAUGUAAUCCCAACGUUUAUACUGAACUGUUUGCAUCUUGUAUUACUUUAGGUGGAUUUCCACCAUCCACAAGCUCGCGGAUGCAUUGGAGACGAAAUAUCACCAGGAAAGGGAGAUAAGGCGGCUAGAGGUGAAACUUGAAAUAUACAAGAGGAGGAAAGUGGUCAAGUAAGUAUUGAGCCGGUGUUUUACCAUUUACUACUUAGUAAUAGCGGUACAGUUUACAAUUGUUUCAAAAAUGAGACUGUGAGGGUGUUUACUUUACUG